AUGUCGUCGUCAACGUUGAGCACCGCGGCGGCGAGCAAGGAAUCUAUCACGGAGACGGGUUCGACGGCUAAGAAAGAAGAGGAGGAUAUUGGAAGCGUCGACGAGGGUGCGACUACCCUCGACGCCGGUGCGGUGGAGGGAGGAAUGCGCGCUUGGCUCACUGUCAUCGGCUCGUCGCUCGUCUACUUCGCGUCCUUCGGCAUCAUCAAUAGCUUCGGCUUCUUCCAGAAGUACUAUCAGACGAGCUACCUGCCCUCGGUGCCGGCGUCGACGAUAUCCUUCAUUGGCACCAUCCAGAUCACGCUCAUGAACCUGCUGGCAGCCCCGGCGGGAUCACUGUUCGACUGCUACGGGCUGAAGUAUCUCUACAUAUUCUCCGGGAUAGGCUGCGCAAGCGCCCUCGUCGCCCUCUCCUUCACUCAACCAGGCAUCCUAUGGCAGCCGUUCCUCAUCCAAGGUGUCCUCCUCGGCAUCGCCAUUGCAUUCGGCGCGCAACCAUCCCUAGUCGUAGUCGGUCAGCACUUCGUCCGGCGCCGUGCGCUGGUAAUGGGCAUCAUCGCCGCAGCGGGCAGUGUGGGCGGCGUCUGCUUCCCCGUCAUCUUCGCUCGACUCGUGCCUUUGGUUGGCUUCGCUUGGUCGUUGCGCGUCGUAGCCAUGGUCGUAGCUUGUUGCUACGCGGCUGCGCUCGGGAUCUCGCAUACGAACUACCCGGCCACGAAGCUGACGUCUGUCGGUGCGCUGUUGGACUUCAAAGGUUUCCUGGACCGGAGGUAUUCCGUGCUAGCGGUUGGAGCGUUCAUCGCCAUGUUGGGCCAGUUUGUCCCGUACUACUACAUCAGCACAUAUUGCUCCGUUGCGAAUCCAAGCUCGGAAGCGAAGGACUAUCUCCUCCCCCUUAUGAACGCAGCAAGCUUUGUCGGCCGGAUCCUCGGCGGCCACCUCGCCGACAUCCGCGGCCCCACCAACACCGUCUAUCCAAUGACCAUCCUCUCCGGUCUUCUCUGCCUGACAACCUGGCUCCUCACGUCCUCGCCCCCGAUCCUCAUAAUCUUCGUGCUGCUCUACGGCUUCUGCAGCGGCAUCUUCAUCGCGGUGCUGCCGGCCAUCAUCGCGCAGCCGCAGCUCUCGCCGCCCGGCGGCCUCGGCGGCCGCAUCGGCGCGUUCUACAGCGUGUGCGCGGUGGCGCAGCUGGUGGGGAGUCCGAUUGGCGGCGCGCUGAUUAGGACGCCGAAGGAGGUUGGGAGUGCGGGUGGGGAGGCGGAUGGGUAUGAGGGUUUGGUUGUGUUUGCGGGUGCGACGUUGGUUGUGGGUGGGUGUGUUAUUUUUGGGGCGAGGGUGUUGCAUGAUCGGAAUUUGCGGGCGAGGUUCUGA
Messenger RNA from Trematosphaeria pertusa, 1371 nucleotides. Its product is annotated as MFS general substrate transporter. The record is from RefSeq and is a predicted model, not a curated record. The transcript has 4 exons. Gene Ontology annotation, molecular function: transmembrane transporter activity. NCBI's taxonomy places the organism in Eukaryota, Fungi, Ascomycota, Dothideomycetes, Pleosporales, Trematosphaeriaceae. Gene Ontology annotation, biological process: transmembrane transport. Bases 1 to 1371 code for a protein of 456 amino acids. Gene Ontology annotation, cellular component: fungal-type vacuole membrane.